Molecule: messenger RNA, 5159 nt
Organism: Colius striatus (speckled mousebird)
Lineage: Eukaryota; Metazoa; Chordata; Aves; Coliiformes; Coliidae
Gene: APOOL
Product: apolipoprotein O like
Exons: 9
Coding region: 359-1183 (274 amino acids)
Biological process (GO): cristae formation
Cellular component (GO): MICOS complex
Source: RefSeq, a predicted model, not a curated record
GCUCUGCUGCGGUGAGGUCUGUGUGCGGCCUUCGACGCCAGGCACAGGCAGCACCGCUGACCGGGACCUCAUGAACCGCUUCUAAUGCCCUGUGGCGCGGGAUUAAAUAACGGUAACGGCGCGCGGUCCCUCAGAACGCCGCCAAGGCGCAGCCGCGGCUGCCUAUUCGGCCACACGGCUCCUGGAACGCUCCACCGCGCCCGUCCCGCUGCCGCCGCUCCCGGGCGCCGCGGGGCGGCCUGGCCCCUCACAGCACACCCGCUGAGCGCCGCCGCGCCUGCCCGUGCCCCGCAGCCCCGCCCCCGCCGCGCCUCGGCCCUUCCCGCUCGCCGUAGCGCCGCGCGGGGCCGUCGCCAGCAUGGCGGCCAAGGUGGCAAAGCUGGCAGCUGUGUCUUCUAGUCUGCCAUUUGCAUGUUUUAUUGUGCAUGCAGCAACAGAAAAGGAAUCAAAAGGUCAGCUGGUGAAGCCAAAUCAGCUUCCAAUUUACUCUCCACCACCUCUGAAAUCAAAAUACAUUGAAGAGCAGCCUGGUCACUUGCAGAAGCAAUUUUCUUCAAUAAGACAGAUAACUGGCCACUAUAUUGGAUGGUGCAAGAAUGCUUUUGUCUUUGUUAAGAAUGGAAUAAUGGAUUCGAUUCAGUUUGGAAAAGAUGCUUAUGUUUACCUGAGGAAUCCACCGCCUGAAUUUCUUCCCAAAGUCGGUGUAAUUACAAUAUCAGGCUUAGCUGGCGUAGUGCUGGCAAGAAAAGAUUCUAGAUUUAAGAAAAUUGCUUAUCCAUUGGGACUUACUACUUUGGGAGUUUCUGUUUGUUACCCAGCGCAGUCAGUCGUAAUUGCUAAGGUAGCAGGGAAGAAGUUAUUUUCUGCAAGCCACCAGACCUAUGAAGCUGUGAGGUCACUGUGGGCAAAAAAGGAAGAUGUCACCAAGCUGCAGCAAGAGUCAAAAUCAGUUACACGAGAAGAUAAGAAAAAGAAAGAGAUUUCUAGUACAAAUCCUGACUCUGCUAUUGCAUCAAGAUCAUUCAACAGAACAGAGUCUUCUCCAGUAGAGUCUUGGAGUAGUCAAGAUCCAGUGCCUUCAUCAGGAGCAGUGAAGAAACCAAAAUUUAAGCCUGAUCCAAAACUUAUGGACCAUGGUCAGUCCAGCCCAGAAGAUGUGGAUAUGUACAGUACUAGAAGCUAAGAGAAAUCUACCUACAAGUCUUUGCAAAGUAUUACAGAUAGGGGAAAGGGAAGAAGGGAAGAAAUAAUCCUUAUAAUAUAUACUCUGUGAGAUAUAAUUUAAUCAGGUAUUUUCUUAUAACCUAAUUUGUAUUAUUGACUUACAUUAUUCUGUUUAGUGAAUAUUUUGUUCCUCACUACUUACAAGCUGUGGGAAUUCACUCAUUUUCAAUGUCAUUAGUGAGACACUGAGAAAAUGAGAUUUGUCAAUGUCUUCUCACAAUGAGGUUUGUCCAUGCCAAGCUUGUUAAUAAAUGUUGCUUCACAAAGGAUGUUUGAAAAUGUCAACACAUCUUUAUACUUUGGCUCAGAUAUUCAUUGAUCUGAAAGAAGAGUGAUGGAUGGAGUUUGCAGAGGCUUCAUUGUCUUUUUUUUUCUUUCAGCUCUGAAAUGAAGUGCAGCUUACAGGACUGAGUAUCUUUAAAGUCAGUUGUUAUACAAAUAGCAUCAUCUUUUAUUGCUUGUAUAAACAAAGCACUUUCUGGUUUUCAUUGCAAAUUUGUUAUCUGCCGCUUUCAGGAAGGUGAAUGGAAACAGCUUCUUGUCCUGCGUGCUUCUUGUGUAUUUACAUGUACUUCAGUUUUUCCCAACUAAUCUCUAAAAACAUCCAUUAAUUUCAUCUACUUUUGUAUGCAAAUUGCUUAAUCGAUGAAACUGAUACUGUUUGAAUUCACACAGAAUGCCUUAGCCGUGUUUAGGAAGUUGGAAAUGUAGUUUUGAGGUUCAAAGUGCUGACAAAUAUUAAAAGUACAGAAGCAAUGGGCAGGCAACUUUUUCUUCCCAGAAGUUCAUAUCCAAUAGUCACUGGUCUUGGUAGGAUUUCGGUGAAAUACUUUUUUCUGUAGGAAUGAAAUUAGAAAUUGAUUGUUUCCUGGAUGAAGCUUUCAAACACUGCCUUUAUCAUUGCAUGUAUCACACUACUCCUGUUCAUCAUUUCCCUUCAUUGUAAGGGUUGGAAUAGAUCUGAUGGUCUUGAAUGAGAAGGCAACUCAUUAUCAGUUCCUGCUGAUAAUCAGCCCACUGCCUAGAGGUAAUCUCAUCUGUAUCUACUGUGGCACUUCCCUAAUAUAUAAACUGCAAAAAGCUACUGUGCUGGUAGUUUGUCCUUCGAUCUGUUGAAUUCUUUCACCUUUCAAUUAAUGAAAAUGUGUGCUUUGUCAUCAAGGUGAGGAGGGAAGUAAGGACAAACUGGUUGGAAAAGUUAUACCUGAAAAUAAAUUCUGCUGCAUAUGAAUCUGUUCUCAGCACUGAGAUAUGAAGGAUUAUUUGCUCCUAGUCUCCAUAAGAAGAGAUCUUGCAACCUCAUUCCUUCUAAGGCUGCUAAGGCAAAAGGAAAUAACUAGUGAAAUACAGGUAAACAGUAUUCCUAGUGUCAUUGUGGGACUGGGAGUAGUUGUGAGGAGGCAGUGCACCAUAGAAUGUGCACAAGGCACAAAUGAUGAAUGAGCAAAAGAAUGAGGCUUUUAUGAUGGUUCAGAAACAGAUAAGUAUUGAUAUUUCGGAAUCUAAAUAUCAGGCAAAGUGUUGGACUUUUUUAGAGUCCAGCCUUUAGAAAGGUGAAGUCAGGAAAUGUGAAGUCUAAAGAAGAAUUCUAGUAGUUAAACUUGCUUGGGACAGAUGAAUUGGAAUUUCAUGUGGUUUGUUUCUUUAAUCAUCUUUUAAGGCCCAGGAAACAGUCAGAAUUCAGGCAGCAAUCAGAGGAUAUUAGUUCAGUCUUCACAGAGCUCCUGGGCAAGACACACUUAGUGAUCCAUCACAGAGAGAUGAGUAGAAGAAUUAGAUGACUGGGCUUCAUAUACCAUUUCCAAGGAAACAGUUGAAGACAUAAGGCAGGAAGUGAAAAUGUUUGUGAAGAAAAUAUCGUUUUCAGGCGCAAGACUGGAUAGGAGAAAUUGACUGGGAAAAAAAUGAUCCAUCUCUCUUUGAUCAGAUUCUGGAUAAAAAACACAGGAAAAAACAUCUGCUCUGCUCCCAGAUUCUGUUUAAAUUCCAGCAUGUCCUUUGAUAUGCUACCAGAGGAAGUCAGACAGCAAGGUAAGGUGAUGCAGGUUUGCAUGGAUUUUGUAGGUGUUUACUGUGGGGAUAUUUUUCAGUACAUGGUGGAAAACUAUGCACAGGAAUUAGUCUUCUUGGAGCAGGGAGAGAAGUUAUCUUGGAUAGCUGCUGAGGAACAAGUAUGUCUGCCCUUUCCAGGCAGGAGUGGGCCUUACAAAACUGCUCUCUACCUGCAAUGCCAAAAGAUAGUCUGGCCCUAUUUUAAGGGCAUGACGACUCAAAUCUCAUGAUAAAAAUGAAAAUGUGUGGUCUGAAAAAGGUAUAUCAGACUCCUUGGAGAUUAGACCAUCAAGAAUUGGAUGUUUCAUCCAAGCAGUGUGUAUUACAACCCCUGAUUUUACAAGAAGUUCAUGCUGUAAAUGGACAUGAUACACAAAGCUGUCUUUAGGCUGUAUUUCAGUCUCAGACCACUCAGAAUUGUAAUAGAACUACACCUUAGAGUGAAAUCAUCAUUCAGAAGAUUGAAAUACAUUUUCUGGGACUUAAUUAUUGCUCCUGCCCACUUUGACAAAUGAACAGCAUGAGCAAUACAGAUCUAGAGCUCAUAAAAUUGCAUGCUGUGUCACCAGCUCUUGGUGGACAAGAGGAAUGAGCCUGAACAGGCUUACUCCAGUACAAGGUUUGCCUACUACUGCCACUUUUUAGUUUAGUUUUUCUGUUGGUUGAGAUUUCUCUUGUAGAGCAAUGAGGAAAUUGUUUGUUUGUUUUCUAUUGACACUUUUUGUUUAAUAUCCUCACAUAGUUGAAAAGCUGGGACUAAAAUUAGGGGCUUGAGUUUUGGCACUGAGACAGCUGUAGCUCAACAUGACUGUUUCCUUAUCUGCAGCCAAAGAAAAUGGGACAAAAAAAGUAUGAAAAGUUUUGUGUCCCAUCUGGGUGUGUUCUGUGUUUUUGGGAAGACCGUAACUAAUCUGUCAGUUGGUAUUUGUCUGUCUGUCCUGAAGCAUAGAUUUAUUAGUAAUGGGAAAGAUUUUUUUUACUAAAACUCGGAAUAUGAUAUAAUAGUUCAUUGCUAACAUAAACCUGUAUUAGUCAUUGUCCACCCAUGUGAGACACAUCAUGAGAGAAUUUUCUAAAGGUACCAAAAAAUAGUCGGGUUAUAGAGAAAUUUGGAAUGUAUUUGCUGAAAUCAAGGCUGUCCAAGUCGGGUUACUAAUUGCUGUAAAAAUAUUGGGAUGGUGACUGAAUCUGUGUUACUCAGCUGCCAUUCUAUGAAGUGGUUCUCUGUCAAAUCUUAAAAAGGUGCCUGCUGUCUCUUCAGGCAGCUGAACCUCCGUGUUUGCUGUGAUACUCUACAAAUGUCUUGUUCCAGGUAACUGCAAGGAACUGUAGCCACAUGCCUGUAUUAAUAAUUUAUGGUAAAGGUGCUACGUAAUGGCUUUUACAAAACAAAUUCAAAUGUAUGUUAUUCUAUGCUUUUGAGUCCUCAUUAUAAAUACACGUGCCUGACGUGAUCUCUUUAACUCAGACCCAGUGUGCAACCCUGUUAAGCACUGGAAAGGUAACUAAUGUACAUAGCAAAAAUUGCAUUGCCAGACAUGGUUUUACUAAUUUAUAGUGAAACACUUGGAAAUGCCUCUCAAAUGUAUCAUUAGUAGGUCACUUAAAGGUUUUUUCAUAAUGCAAUAAUACAGUAAGACAAAGAAUGUGUGCUACCAUUUUUAUAUGAUGUAAGUUAUGUAUUUGUGAAAAAUACAAUGUCUUAAAGAACUGGGUCAUGUGAUAUUUUAUAAUAUAGAAAUAGUGUUAUCUGAAUGCAUGUUUUUAUUUAUGAUUGAUUGUAUUGGGUAUAUUGAAAUCUGGAACAUGUUGAUAACAAUUUUUUAUUUACAUGAAACUGAUUCUGAUACUUUAUUUUGUCAUAUUGUCUGAAGCACCUGAAA